Messenger RNA from Erigeron canadensis, 586 nucleotides. RefSeq lists its product as uncharacterized. Bases 101 to 514 code for a protein of 137 amino acids. The record is from RefSeq and is a predicted model, not a curated record. Lineage: Eukaryota; Viridiplantae; Streptophyta; Magnoliopsida; Asterales; Asteraceae. The transcript has a single exon.
ACCAGCCAGCCUCUAUUUAUAUAUAUAUAUAUAUAUAUAUAUUGCCGAUCGAAGAAUUAAAACACUUGAUUUUUCUCUCGAUCGCGAUCAAUUGGAUCGGAUGGCAAUGGCGGAAGAGUUUGAAGAAUCUGAUAUCGUGUUCAAUGGCGGAAACUAUAUCAUCGAGAAUAAUGAAGAUUAUUGCUUAAAGAAAUGGUUCACUGAUUCAUCAGAUGAUGAAUUACGAAUUAGAGCGAAAAGAAAAAAACUCGAUGACAAGAAACCAAAGCCAAUGAGCAUACCAAAGAGGAAUCAUAGUUUGGCUUGGUUACGUUACAUCGAACCACGUUUGAUACUCGAAUACGAGUACGAAGAUGAAGAUGAAAUGGUGCCGCCUCAUGUAAUGAUAAGAAGACGAUUAGCUGAGAAAAUGGCGUUUUCGGUUUGUUCUGGGAUGGGAAGGACAUUGAAAGGAAGAGAUUUGAGUGAAAUGAGGAAUUCUGUUUUGAGAAUGACUGGAUUUCUUGAAACUUAAUUAAUUAAGAUGCGCGCAUAUAUUAUUUUACAUUUCAUUUCAAGAUAUAUCAUUUGAUCACUAAAUGUUCCA